Molecule: messenger RNA, 1355 nt
Organism: Sarcophilus harrisii (Tasmanian devil)
Lineage: Eukaryota; Metazoa; Chordata; Mammalia; Dasyuromorphia; Dasyuridae
Gene: PPIB
Product: peptidylprolyl isomerase B
Exons: 5
Coding region: 58-708 (216 amino acids)
Biological process (GO): protein folding; protein peptidyl-prolyl isomerization
Cellular component (GO): intracellular membrane-bounded organelle
Molecular function (GO): peptidyl-prolyl cis-trans isomerase activity
Source: RefSeq, a predicted model, not a curated record
GCCCCGCCCGCUGCCUGCCUCGGCGUUCCCCUGGCCGCGGCCGCGCCCGCAGGUUUGAUGCUGCGUCUGACGGAGCGGAACAUGAAGCUGCUGGUCUUGGCCGCCUUCGUUUUGGGCUCGGUGCUCUUCUUGCUUUUGCCGGGACUCUCCGCGGCAGACGAGAAGAAGAAAGGGCCCAAAGUCACUGCCAAGGUAUAUUUUGACCUACGAAUUGGUGAUGAAGAUGUAGGCCGCAUUGUCAUUGGUCUCUUUGGGAAGACAGUUCCAAAGACAGUGGACAAUUUUGUGGCUUUGUCCACAGGAGAGAAAGGAUUUGGCUUCAAGGGCAGCAAAUUUCACCGUGUGAUCAAGGACUUCAUGAUUCAAGGUGGAGACUUCACCCGGGGUGAUGGCACAGGAGGAAAGAGCAUCUAUGGUGAUCGCUUUCCUGAUGAAAACUUUAAGCUGAAGCACUAUGGGCCAGGCUGGGUGAGCAUGGCUAAUGCUGGCAAGGAUACUAACGGUUCCCAGUUUUUCAUCACUACUGUCAAGACACCGUGGCUGGAUGGAAAACAUGUGGUGUUUGGCAAAGUUCUAGAAGGAAUGGAUGUGGUACGAAAGGUGGAAAACACCAAGACAGACGGGCGGGACAAGCCCCUGAAAGACGUGACAAUAGCUGACUGUGGCACAAUUGAAGUGGAGAAGCCCUUUGCCAUUGCCAAGGAGUAGGCUUCCCUGAAGACCUGCUUUCCAGGCUGUGCAGGCAGCACUGCCCCUGUGGGGACUGAGGCCUGGUCUGGUCCCUGUGGCAGCCCUGGGCUCCUCUACAGCCUGAGGUGCCGACCUCUGACUGAGCUGACCCAGAAUCCAUCCUCACAUUCCACAGCCCCUCAGGCCCAGUUUUGUAAAGAAAACACAAGCCAAUAAAGAAGAAAACUUUUUUAUAGAAAGUGAGUGGGCUGGGUUCAUCCCUUGCCCUUAAUAAGCAUCUAAGCUUAGCCCAGCCUAACCCCACCCUGUACCCUUCCAAAAAAAUUUUUUUCCAAGGGCAGAGUAGGGCCUGCUUCCUAUAGAACUUCCUUUCGCCCUCUCUCCCUCUGUUCUCUUUUGCCCUUCCCCGGAUGUCUUUGGAAGCCAAUUGGAGCACUAUCCUGCCCUGGACUAAACUAGAUCUGGACCAGUGGGCAAGAGGACAAAUACUGGUCUCCUAGAAACUGUACUUCCAAAGAGUGGAGCGUCUCCUUCACUACUCAUCAUCCCUCCCCAUUAUUACCUCCAUCCUCUCACCCUGUAUGCUGCCUGGGCCCUUUUUUCUCACUGUGGUUCCUUUCUUCCAAUACAAAAGCCCAUUCUGUUUUCUCUGGGCUCAUCCCUAA